Molecule: messenger RNA, 862 nt
Organism: Drosophila eugracilis
Lineage: Eukaryota; Metazoa; Arthropoda; Insecta; Diptera; Drosophilidae
Gene: Rrp40
Product: exosome complex component RRP40
Exons: 1
Coding region: 107-805 (232 amino acids)
Biological process (GO): TRAMP-dependent tRNA surveillance pathway; U4 snRNA 3'-end processing; exonucleolytic trimming to generate mature 3'-end of 5.8S rRNA from tricistronic rRNA transcript (SSU-rRNA, 5.8S rRNA, LSU-rRNA)
Cellular component (GO): cytoplasmic exosome (RNase complex); nuclear exosome (RNase complex)
Molecular function (GO): RNA binding
Source: RefSeq, a predicted model, not a curated record
UGGUGACAAACGGUAGUGUUGAUUAACACCUCAGCUCAAACAUAUGUUUUGAAAGACACACGCGGAAUUUUUGUUUGGAGUUCCUAAAACCCGCAAUCUCUCUAAAAUGACUACAACCAGCACAAUAGUGAUGCCCGGAGAGCGUAUUACGGCCAUUGAAGAGUUGGCCAAGAGCAAACGGGUGAUUUUGGGACCUGGACUGCGCCGACAAGACGAAACAGUAGUGGCCAGCAAGGCGGGACCACUUCGUCACAAGGAACCUGCCACAUUUUGGGUGGACAACUAUCAAAGGAGAUAUAUACCGGCACGUGGAGAUUUGGUCCUGGGAGUAGUUCGUUCUAAGGCUGGUGAUAUAUAUCGCGUGGAUAUCGGAGCAGCUGAUACGGCUUCUAUAUCUUACCUAGCCUUUGAGUCGGCCACCAAAAAGAAUCGCCCUGAUUUAAACCCUGGAGAUCUGAUCUACGCAAGAAUUCUGAAUGCCAGUGCUGAUAUAGAACCUGAGUUGGUUUGCGUCAAUUCCGUGGGCAAACGUGGUAAACUAGGCGUUCUUGCCGAAGGAUUUUUCUUUAAGUGCAGUCUAAAUCUGGCUAGGAUGCUUCUCCGGGAAAACUGUCCGGUACUUGCUGCCCUAACCCGACAAUUGCCCUACGAGAUCGCUGUGGGUGUCAACGGAAGGAUUUGGCUGAAGGCUCAUUCCCUCAAAGAAACGAUUGCCCUGGCUAAUGCCAUUAUGGCGCUGGAACAAACGGGCUAUACGGAAAUUGACAAAAUAUGCGAUAAUCUGGGUGACUUCCUGCAGGCCUAGGAUUAGUUAUUAGUUUAUUUUACUUACAAAUAAAAUUUAAAAAAAUGUAAAAUUGAA